Molecule: messenger RNA, 8241 nt
Organism: Closterium sp. Naga37s-1
Lineage: Eukaryota; Viridiplantae; Streptophyta; Zygnematophyceae; Desmidiales; Closteriaceae
Source: the annotation of a GenBank genome assembly
AUGCUCGCCGAGAUUCGCGGUGAGAGUGCGGUGGUCGGGAAGUCGUCUCCCGACCCGCCUCGGAAGGAGAAGAGCAGCGGCAAGGAGAAGAGCAGCAGCGGCAAGGAGAAGCAUGGGAAGGAGCGGCGAAGAAGCCUGGAUGGGGGGAAGAAGCACCACGGCAAAGGCAAAGGAACGUCGGUAGAGCCUUCGUCGCAGCAGCAGCAGCAGGAGCAGCAGCAUGGGUCGUCGCAUCGCGAUCGCGACGAAGGUGAGGGUACGGACGCGACAUUUCGCAAGUGGUACAACAGUAAGAGCCGCAAGCUCGCGCUGCUGGUCUCGCAUGACGGAAGCAGCGACCCUCACAAGCGCGCCGAGCCCGCUAAUACCACCACUCCUGAGCAACACGGCUCGCAAUCCACGCAAGGCAAUGACGCGCAGCCGCAUUCCCAGCAUCACACGCCGCAUCACACCCCGCGCACCGCCUCCCGCUUCCACGGACUCUUUCGAAAGUCCUCCACCACCGACUUCCCACCCCCUGGCGCGCUCGACUCCCCAGGCGCAACCGCGGACGGCGGAAGAACUCCCCCCGCCGCAGGCGCGAGCGCGGGCGAUGUGACGCCGGAGCAGAUGCUGUCCCCCGUUGUGCUCUCCCCGGUGGACGCGCACGCGCGGGGCGGGAUGGCAGCGGCGCUUAAAAAGGGCAUGUGGAAGUUCAACGCGCUUCGGCGCUCCGUCGGAUCCUCCGCAUCUGGCUCCGGCAGUGGGGUUACCAGCGGGGAGAUGUGUUACAGUGGGGAAGACACGGGGGUGGGUGCGGAUAGCAGCGAGGCUAGACCUUCCAAAUCAUCCGCGCAGAAGCGGAAGGAAGCCGCGAAGAAGACCCUGCUCCCGCGCACCCCCAGCCCUCUCGCUAGCCCUGUUAAUUCGGGAGGGGCAGGCGGAAAGGUGCCGAGUGUAUCGAGCGCGGAGGGCCCGGGGGCGGUCCCGGCGUCGUCCCCGCUGUCCACGCCCUCGCCGCUUCUCACUCCGCUCGGCGCGGAGGGCAGGGGCAGGCGGAAGUCGCUGCUGGACUGGGACCUCGUUUCCCCCACCGCUGCGGGGCUGCUCGGGGGAGCCUCGCGCAUGUUCGGGGGGGAAUCGCGCAAGCAGCAGCAGCAGAUAGGAGGAGGGGAGGGAGGAGGGAGCGCGGCGGGCGUUGUUGCGUGUGUGAGGCCGAGCAGCAGCAGCGGCAGGAGGGUGGCCCGUCGGAGCAGCACGGGCGGAAAGAAGGAGCUGAACAGGUCUCCUGGUGGUGGUGACAGCCCUGGUGGAGAUGACGCAGGCGCAGGGAGAAGCGCGGGAGGUGGGGUGCCUGUUGCGGUGCCAGAGCAGCGCGGCACGCAGCAGCAGAACGAAGGGGGCGGCGAGGUGCCGGGGGGUUUACAGGUGGCCGUGGGGGAGGGAGGGCUGGGGGGAACCGGCAGGGUUGAUUCUGGCAGGACUGUCAGUUGGGAGAGGGGGCUGGAAGGCGUCGGGUUGGAAACAGGCUCCUUUGGUGGGCUGGCUGCUGCCGGUGCAGGGGCAGCAGGGGCAGCAGGGGCAGCAGCAGCAGGCAUAGCGUCUGCCUCUGCAGCUUCAUUUCGCAGGGAGCGGCGUCUGGGUCGCAGCAGGUCGCGAGCAGCAGCAAGCGGAGAGCUGCUAGCGCGAGCAGUGAUGUCUCCUUCUCUCCUCGACUCAGACUCGCUGCUAGCCGUAGACGCUGCUCUUGCUUCCGUUGACGCCUCCUCCUCCGCCGCCUUCUGUGGCUCAGGGGAAUUUACCCUGGAUCAGGUUCUUACCCCGCUUACUGUCCCGAACACCCCCAGCAGUAGCAUCCCCAGCACACCGUCUGCUAUCCUCUUUUCCCCUCGUUCUGGUGCGCAUGCGUGGGUUGCGCCUUCCCCCCGCCCCGCGCGUAGUCCCAGAGGCACUGGCGGGGAAGGGGCUGCGGCGGCAGCAGCAGCAGCGGCGGCGGCAGGGGCGGUAGGGGGAGCAGGGGGGGCAGGGGGGAGUGUUGGGGCGCGCAGGCACCAGCGGCACCGCAGCAAGUCGCGGUCAGGCGCGGAUCUGGCGGGAGUGCUGGCGUGGGGGGAGGGCGGAGGGGCAGGACUUUCGGCUCUGGGUGCAACUAGCCCCCGUGGUGGCAAGGGAGGGAUGGUGGGCGGAGAGAAGGACAAAGCGGGCAGAGAGAAAGGGGAUGGCGCAGGUGGGGGGAUGUCGUCGCCGAAGGGCGGAAAGAAGAAGAGCGCAGUGCAGACAGGGGGAGGAGGCGGGGGGGAGGGCGAGGGGAAGGAUAAAGGGGAGGGGACGGGGAAAGGAGGCGGAGGAGGGGAUGGGAAGGCAGAGCGGUCGCACUCGCACAGGCGGUCCAAGUCCCGCGUGCGACCAGACAUGCUGCAUAUACCGCCCAAGCACCACAGCGAGGCGUGGGCGCAGGGAGGAGGGCCCAAAAGCGCGCCCAAUGCUGCCGCCGCUGCCGCGGCUGCUGCUGCUCUCAGCGGCGCGGAAGCGAGUGAGCGGCGGGAGCAGAGGCAGAGGAGAAGGGAGAGGAGCCGGUCGAGAGUGAUGGUGGAGGAGGGGCAGGUUGGGGCUGGUAGCGUGGGAAGUGGGUUCGGCAGCGGGGGUUCAGGGGUAGAUGGGGCUGCGCAUGGCUUGCCUCCCUUGUCUCCUCGCAUCAUCCCACACACCCCCGCUUCCUCCACCUCUUCCUCCUCCGCUCUUGAUGCCGCUGUUGCUGCGUUGCCGCCCCCCUCUGCUCCUGGUCUGCCCAUGGCAGUGGUUGCAGAAGGUGAGGAGAAGGCAGAAAACAGAGCGCCAGUGGAAACAGCAGCGGCGGCAGAGGCAGCAGGGGCAGCAGAAGCAGCAGGGGUAGCAGGGGUAGCAGGGGUAGCAGGGGUAGCAGGGGUAGCAGGGGUAGCAGGGGUAGCAGGGGCAGCAGGGGUAGCAGGGAUAGCAGGGGUAGCAGCAGCAGGAGAAGGUGAUGAUUCCUGUGUCUCUGCACCAACUCCCUUCUCCUUCCCCACCACUCCUCCUGCUGCCAUCGUUCCUCCGCCACUGCCCAUGCCUGCUGCAGCAGCAGGUGCAGAGCGGUGUGUGGAGGCAGGGAGUGGUGACGGGGUGGUGGUGGAGGUGCAAGAGGGGCGUGAAAAUGGUGUGAGGGGGAUGAUGGGGGAGGUGGGGCUGGGUAAGAAUGGGGGUAGCCGUGAAGCUGGGGAGGGGGACGCAGGGGAGGAGGAAGGGAAGGGUGUGGGAGGGAAGGAAGAGGGAGGGAAUGCAGUGGGAGAAACGGGGCUGAUAGGCGUGCCUGCAGUGCCUGUGCAGACUAACUUGGAGGUUGUGGAAAGGACAGGCGUAGGGGCAGAGGCAGAGGCAGAUGGAGGGGCAGUGGCAGGGGCAGAGGGGGGGGAAGAAGGAGAGGUAGAGGCAGACACAGGGUUAGGGGUGGAUGAAGGAGUUUGUGCAGGCGAGAGGGGAGUCGUGAAGGAGGUUGUUGGGGACGAGAGAAAUGGCGCAAGUUUGCCUGCUGAAGCGCAGACAGAAAGUGCUGCUGCUGCCGUUGCUGCUGCUGAGAAGGACGGAGUAGAUGAGGAAGCGGAAGUUGGCGGGAUGGGGAGGGCAGAGGGCGGGGCACGUAGGGUGGAGGAGGGGGAGGAGCAGGAGCAGGGUGAUAACAGCAGCAAGCCGAUGGAAGAGGAUGGGGCAGGAGGAGGAAGAAGAGACAUCGGAGUGGAGGCUCGUGUGGGUGGUGGAGAGAGUGGUGAGACGGUGGUGAAGAGGAUAGAGACCGAGAUGCAGAUAGAGAGAGAAGGAGAGGUGGAGGCAGAGGUAGGCAUGAUGGGUGUGGUGGGUGUAGACAGCAGCAUGGGUGGUGAGGAUGGUGUUGUUGGUGAUGAUGCCAGGGAGGAACCAAAGAGAGAAGUGGUGGGUGAGGAGAGACAGGGUGAGGAGGUAGGAGAGGGAGGAGAGGGAGGAAAGUUGGGGGCGGUGGAGGAGGGGCAGCAGGUGAGUGUUGGCGUGGAGGUUAGUAUGGAGAGUGGCGAGGCGGGAGCAGAGAAGGAUGAGACUGAUGGCGAGCCUACGAGCCCACAGGUGCUGCUGCUGAGACAGGAGGGGAUCAGAGGGCCUGCCAGGAAUCUCGUGGGGGAGGAGGAAGAAGAGGACGAGGAAGUGGAGGAUAUUUAUGAGGAAGAGUCAGAGGGUGAGUAUGUUGAUGGGGAAGAUGAUGAUAGCGUGAUGCUUGAUGGAGAGGAGGAGUUGAUUAGUGACAGUGAGGAAGAGCUGUUGAGUGAGGAGGAUGGCGGGUCUGUGAGUGGCGAUGCUGGGUUUGAUUCGGAGUACAGUGAUGGGAUUUAUUCAGAAGGGGAGGAAGAGUAUUCUUCAGAGGGGGAGGGAGAGGAGGUGGGACGUGAGGAGGGUAGUGAGUCUGAUUUGGGUGGUGGAAGGGUGGUGGGAGCGGGGCGGGUGAGGAGGAAGAGGGUAGGUGGGGUGGUGGCGAAGGGAGGAGGUGGUUUCAGAAGGCAUGGGCAUGGGAACGAAGUAACAGAUGAGGACGAGGUAUGGAGUGAGGAGGUGGAAGGGGAGGAGGAUGGGAUGUCUCCCGGUGCAAGCAGACAUGUGCGGGUGCAUGGGAGGGGGCAUGGGACGAGUCAUGGGGGGGUGCAUGGCCGCAAGCAUGGGCACUCACAGGUUGGCAAGGGGAGCAGGGGAGGGCAUGCGGAGCGGAGGCGAGGGGGUGUGGUGGGUGAACGGGAAGGCGGUUCCAGGCGCAUGUAUGGCGGCGAGCACUCUGAGGAGGAGCAGGAAGAGGAGGAGGAGGGGUAUAUAGACACAGAUGAAGCAAGCCCCCACAGCUACAGCCACAGCCACAGCCACAGUCACAGCCAUGACAAUGAGGACCUAGACCUAGACCUGGGUGGUGAUGGUGUAGGUGCUGUGGGUCAUGAUUAUGACCAUGACAUCCACGCUCCCAUAGACGAGGACAUGCCUCCAGAGCUGCUCUACGUGCGCACGCUCUCCAUCAUGCGCCGCCCAGAAAUCGCCCAUGCGCAUGGGCAUGGCCACGCGCACGGUGUUCCUGCCGUGGUAGCAGCCCGCGCGCUCCACCGGGAGUUUGGCCCCGUGGCGGCGGCGCGGCGGCGCGCGCAGCAGUGCCGAGACCACUGGUCGUGGCUGUUCAUGCAGUAUCUAGAGAUGAUGCUGCAGCGCCUGGCAGGGCAGGAUGAUGAUGAUGACGCCGUGUCACUCAUGCCGGGUGGUGCAGCCACGCAUGCGUUCAGUAUGGAUGAUGACGAUGAGGAGGAUGAGUGUAUCGUCCCGUAUGGAUCGAGAGCAGGAGGAGGUGGGGGAGGGGGAGGAGGAGGAGGAGGGGGAGGCGGGGGAUCGUCUGCGUCGUCCUCUCGUGGCCGAGCGGGGCCUGUGUCUUCUCUGUCGGAUCGGUCAUGGUCUGAUGCGGCGCCUGUGUGCGUCACACGCAUCACGCACCGCCACCGCAGCCGGCACUGGUCCGCCACCGAAGCCGUGCGGGAGUAUGAAUGGGUGCGGCGGAAGUUCAGAGGAGUGGCGGACAGUGCGGAGAAGCUCAGCGAGGCGCAUGUGGGGGAGGUGUUUGUGGCAGGGCUGGCAGUGUGGCUCAAGUACUGGGAGCAGUGGGGCGAGGUGAAGCCGCAGUGGGUGGUGGAGGAAGAGGAGGAGGAGGAGCAGGCGAGUAGGGACCGGGAGAGGGACAGUGUGAGUGGAGGGGGGAGCAGCGUGGGCGGGUUUUUGUCUCCUCGGUUUCCUGACUCUGCUGGUGCGUCUCCUUUGAGGGAUCCCUUGGGGAUUGGCAAGGGAUGGGGACCGGAAGGAAGCCUGCAAGCCAGGCUCCUAGCAGAGGCGCUAGGCACGGGGCCGCCGCAACCAGCCACGUGUUCCCAUGAUGAUAUUCUCCUGGUGGCCGGGCUAGGUGCAGCGAUCAGCUCGUGGCAGCCUGCCACGGCGUGCAUGUGUCUGCUGCGCCUGCUGCAUCGCAUCGCUCGCUUUGAGCUCCUCGCGAACAACUUUGCGUGGCCGAGAGAAGGCUCUCUCUUUCGGGAGGGCUCCGGGGUGCUGGGCCGCGAGGGCAGUGGUAACUUUGGCUUGCAGGCCAGAGCAGCGUCGUCUCGCUCGCUCACGCCGCCGGCUCGCGCGUCUGGCUUGGCUGGGUCGGGGAACAUGGGGGGUCUGCUGGGUGGUGGUGGUGGAGGAGGAGGAGUGGGGGCGGCGGCAGGAGCGGCAGGAGGUAGUGCAAGUGGCGGGAGUCAGCCUGGGUCCCCUGGGUGGACUCGUCGACGAGCGGUUUCUAAUUCUGGGCCUUUGGAAGGUGUGGCGCGUAUGGGAGGGGGAGGAGGAUAUGGUGCUGGUGCAGGUGCUGGAGCAGGGGCAGGGCAGCAACAGCAGCAACAACAGCAACAACAGCAGCAGCAGCCACAGGCGAAGCAUAGCAAACUUCCCAGCUUUGGCCGAGUGCUCAACGUCAGAGUACCCUCCAACCUCCCUGCCUGCCGAGCCUUCAUCCUCUCCUGCCUUAAAGCCGUCCUCACAGCAUGCCACGACCGAACGCUCACCCACCCGCAACACGCCCUCCCUUCUGCCGGCUCCCCAUCCUCCCCAACCAACCCCGCGUCCUCUCACCACCCGCUCACCUCCGUCUCCUCCCCGCCGCGCCCCAACCUCCUCCUCCCCAGCCACCGAACCCAGAAGCCCUGGCAGCCCAUGCGACUGGCAAGCCUCGCCGAGGUGGCUUUAGCAGAGGGUAUCGCGCGGGCGAAGCACAGCAAUCUCUCGGAGCGAUGCGAGGAGAUAGAUCGGCUGUACUACAGCCUGGGACUCGGCCCGGGCGUUCUAGCCAUGAACCUAGCAGCGGAAAUGAGGGAGAUGAAGCAUUUACACCCAGACGAUAUGGUCUCCCUCGCUCUGCAUAUGGAGUCGCUGGGUUUGGAGGAAGCGGCGUUCCAUGUGGUGCUGUGCGCGGUGGCGUCGGGACGGCUGGCGGCCGAUGGGUUUGACCAUGUGAUCCGCAUGGUGUUUCAGGGCAGCGGGGCGGAGUCGGUUAACGCAAGAUUCGCUCGCUUGGCUAGUACGGUGAAGACUGCGCAUAUUGCAACUGUGGAAGGGGGAGGUGGAGGAGGGAGUGGGGGAGGGGGAGGGGGAGGAGGAGGAGCGGGAGGUGGUGGCAGUGGUGGGGCUGGCAACGGUCCUGGUGCUGUUGGCGGCGCUGGGAUCGAGCGCAGCAGCAGCGGCAUGAGCACGAGCAGCAGCAUGGGGAUGGAUCGCAGCAGCAGCGGGGUGAGCAGGCGGGACAGGCCAGCAUCGUACGUAGCAGAGCUAGCAGACGCCAUGCUGCGAUGCACCGAUAUGAAACUCUGCCACCCGUGGGCAUACGAAGUGACUCUCAACUUCCUCAGAAUGCACUCCCGGGGCUUGCUCGGCGGGCCCGGAGCAGCAGGCGGUGCCCUGGGCGUGUCCCGAAUGGGCAAUGUUGUGGUUGACUGGAGGGAGAAGGAGCUGAGUGCUCUGGUGAUGCUCAACCGGUGGCUGGGGAGCGGCGCUGCUGCUGCUGCCGCUGCUGCUGCUGCGGGAGGCGAGCAGGGGUGCGGCGAGGAGCGGGCGAUAGAGGUGAUAGAGAGGAUGGUGGAGCCGGCGACGGAAGUGGGGUGGGCGGUGUGGCUGCGCAUUGGGCGGAACAUGGAGACGGAGCUGCACCUGCCGCUGCUGCUCGAGUCCAUGCACGUCAAAUCGCUCAUGCACACAUACGAGGCCAUAGACGAGGAAGGCUCCUGCGCGGACCCUCUAGACCUCGAAGUCUUUGACUGGGGUCUGCGGGGGCUGCUGCUCGCGCUCCCCGACUCCACGUCCCCCGCCAUGCGGCCCGCGGCGCUGCUGGAGAUAGUGUACCCGCUGGACGAGGAGAAGCCUGAUCUGUCGCUCGCUAUCGCCUCCCGCCUCGCUGCCACUGUGGCUGACUCGCGCAAGUGGCCCCUCGCGGACGUGCCGGCGCUGGUGGCGCAGAUACUCACCAUGACCGAUGACUGGCAUUUGAGCAAUGAGCAGAAGUCGCGGGCAGUGAACGUGGCGUGCCGGCUGUGGGGGUGGGCCAUGCCCAAGCGAGCACAGCUGGUGAAGCAAUGCGAUAACGCGGAGGAGGUGAGGGAGGUGAUGGAGAGGAGUGCUGCUUCCAUCUGGCGCUCCGUGGGUGCCUCAGGAUCAUCACCUCGGAACAUUUGA